This is a messenger RNA of Danio aesculapii, 5432 nucleotides long. RefSeq names its product netrin 1b (gene ntn1b). The record is from RefSeq and is a predicted model, not a curated record. Gene Ontology annotation, molecular function: protein binding. The transcript is spliced from 7 exons. The coding region runs from base 290 to 2098 and encodes 602 amino acids. Lineage: Eukaryota; Metazoa; Chordata; Actinopteri; Cypriniformes; Danionidae.
GAAGAGAGCAGAAAGAGAGAAGGGCUGAGCUGCGACACUCACUCACAGAGAGGCAGAGGUGUGAAAGAGUUAGGCAGAGGAAGAAAGGCAGACUUGGAAAGUAAUAGCAGGUUUUCUGUUUCAUAUUGCUUGAAAGUGGGGAAAGAGAUUACAACAUAUCCGGGAGAGAGAAAAGAAAGGGAGAGUACCCUAUAAUUUCUCUUUUAGACGGGUUUGACAUACUUCUCCACCCGGGUGAAGCAGUCUCUUUGAGUGCAGGUUCAGGGACCCCUGAGGACCACGGCUUGCAAUGAUAAGGAUUUUGGUAACGUGCGUCUCCAUGGUGUCCAUCACCUCGAUGGUGUCUGGUGCUCGCGGUGGAUACGGGAUGAGCAUGUUCGCGGCUCAAUCCUCUCCUCCGGACCCGUGCUACGACGAGAACGGGAACCCCAGACGCUGCAUCCCUGACUUCGUGAACUCCGCGUUCGGGAAGGACGUGCGCGUGUCCAGCACCUGCGGCUCUCCGCCGUCGCGCUACUGCGUGGUGACCGAGAAGGGCGAGGAGAGAUCGAGGGACUGCAACAUCUGCGAUGCCACAGACCCCAAAAAGACCCAUCCGCCCGCAUACCUGACAGACCUCAACAACCCUCACAACCUCACCUGCUGGCAGUCGGAGAACUACGUGCAAUACCCGCAGAACGUGACUCUGACUCUGUCUUUGGGGAAGAAGUUUGAAGUGACUUAUGUGAGCCUCCAGUUCUGCUCUCCUCGCCCCGAAUCCAUGGCCAUCUUCAAAUCCAUGGACUAUGGGAAAACCUGGGUGCCUUUUCAGUUCUACUCAACCCAGUGCAAGAAAAUGUACAACAAGCCCAGCAAAGCUGCCAUCACCAAGCAGAACGAGCAGGAGGCGAUCUGCACGGACUCUCACACGGACAUGCAGCCGUUAACGGGCGGCCUCAUCGCGUUCAGCACGCUGGAUGGCAGACCGUCCGCGCACGACUUCGACAACUCGCCCGUCCUGCAGGACUGGGUCACGGCCACCGACAUCAAAGUGACCUUCAACCGCCUGCACACGUUCGGGGAUGAGAACGAGGACGACUCGGAGCUCGCCAGGGACUCGUAUUUUUACGCGGUGUCUGACCUGCAGGUCGGCGGGCGGUGUAAGUGUAACGGGCACGCGUCGAAGUGCGUGAAGGACCGGGAAGGGAACCUAGUGUGCGAGUGCAAGCACAACACUGCGGGCCCGGAGUGUGACAGGUGUAAACCCUUCCACUACGACCGGCCCUGGCAGCGCGCGACUGCCAGAGAGGCGAACGAGUGUGUCGCUUGUCACUGUAACCUACAUGCCCGCCGCUGCCGCUUCAACAUGGAGCUGUAUAAGCUGUCGGGCCGCAGGAGUGGAGGAGUCUGCCUGAACUGCAGACACAACACCGCCGGACGCCACUGCCACUACUGUAAAGAGGGCUACUACAGAGACAUGAGCAAGGCCAUCUCACACCGACGUGCAUGCAAAGCCUGUGAUUGUCAUCCGGUUGGCGCUGCUGGUAAGACCUGUAACCAGACGACUGGACAGUGUCCAUGUAAAGAUGGUGUGACUGGCAUCACCUGCAACCGCUGUGCUAAAGGAUACCAGCAGAGCAGAUCACCCAUCGCCCCCUGCAUCAAAAUUCCUGUUGCUGCUCCCACAUCCUCCUACAGCAGUCCAGAUGAGCCCACAGACUGCGACUCCCACUGCAAAGCACCCAAGGGCAAGAUGAAGGUCACCAUGAAAAAAUACUGCAAGAAAGAUUUCGCCGUCCAGGUCCACGUGCUGAAAGGUGACAAGGCAGGCGAAUGGUGGAAAUUUACCAUCAACAUCAUAUCGGUGUAUAAGCAGGGUGGACACCGCAUCCGCAGAGGAGAUCAGCUCCUAUGGGUCAGGGCAAAAGACGUUGCCUGCAAGUGCCCCAAAAUAAAACCAGGGAGGAAGUACCUGCUGAUGGGCUCCGACGAGGAGGAGGACUCGCGUGGGCAGAGCGGUGUGGUGGUGGACAGGGGCAGCCUGCUCAUCCCCUGGAAAGACCUGUGGGCCCGUCGCCUCAGAAAAUUCCAGCAGCGCGACAAGAGAGGAAAGUGCUAGAAAAACAGAGAGGAAAGGGAAAGACAAAAAUAAUGAGCCGAGCGCCUGAAGCUGAGUGAUCAGAACUGUGCUGAAGGACAACCAGUCGAGCAGUUUCGCCUUCCGUUGUUUAGAGUUUCUUUUUGUUUGUUUGUUUCCCAUCAAGAUUUUAUUUUUUCAUAUCUUCAAGUUUGCAGAAUUUGCACCUGCUAUUAAGUAUACGUAUAUGUAAAGUGGUGUAUGUGUGAUCCUUACUGGUGUCUGUUUAUGAUUUCUGUCUUUUUUCACACAAACAAGAAGCAAGCUACUGAGUCAGUUUGUCUAUGUGAAUGUUUUCUUUUGGCUGUCAAGCGAACAUUUUUAAAGUGUGUACAAAAGGGUCCAAAAAGCUGAGAUCACAGAUUAAAUUUCUAGAAUUGGUAGGAAUUGUUAAGCAAAGAAGAGCUUUUUACGACUCAUUAUUAGAAGUUAUAUAAUCUGAGGUAUUAUAUAAGCAGUGGACGCUGGUUGCUGUUCAACUUCUGCCAUUUCAAGACAGAAAUCUCAAAAACUUCAUUCAUUCAUUUUCAUCUGCUUUUCUGGGUCUGGGUCACUGGGGCAGUUGUCUUAGGAGAGAAUCCCAGUCUACCCUCUCCCCAGACACUUCCUCCAGCUCCUCCAUGGGGAUCUCGAGGUGUUCCCAGGCCAGCCGACAGACAUAGUCCCUCCAGCGUGUCCUGCGUCUUUCCUGAGGCCUCUUCCUGGUGGGACUGCCUGGAACACCUCCCUAGGUAGGUGUCCAGGAGGCAUCCGAAAGAGAUGCCCGAGCCACCUCAGCUGGCUUCUCUCGAUGUGGAGGAGCAGCGGCUCUACUCCGAGCUCCUCCAGGGUGACAGAGCUCUUCACCCUAUCCACCCUGCGAAGGAAACUCAUUUCGGCCACUUGUAUCCGAGAUCUUGUUCUUUUGUUCAUGACCCAAAGCUCAUGACCAUAGGUGAGAGUAGGAACAUAGAUUGAGCGGUAAAUCGAGAGCUUUGCCUUUCAGCUCAGCUCCUUCUUUAACACAACAGACCGCUGCACCAAUCCGCCUGUCAAUCUCCCAUUCAAUCCUUCCCUCACUCGUGAACAAAACCCCAAAAUAACUCCUCCACCUGGGGUAGGGACUUUCCUCCAACCUGGAGAUGGCAAACCACCUUUUUCCGGUAGAGCACCAUGGCCUCGGACUUGGAGGUGCUGAUUGUCAUCUUAGCUCCAUCACACUUUGCAGCAAACCGCCGCCAGUGCAUGCUGGAGGUUCAUGUUUGAUGAAGCCAACAGACAAACAUAGUCUGCGAAUAACAGAGAUGAAAUCUUGUGGUUCCCAAACCUGACCCCCUUCAGCCCAAGGCUGCACUUUGAAAUUUGAAAAGAUAGGGUUGUCGUGGUCCUAACCUUCGACCACCACCCGUUCCACAAUGCACCGGCGCCUUACAGCUCCCCCUGCAGGUGGUGGGCCUGCAAGAGAAUGGUCCUAUGUCGCUGUAUGAACAGAGUAGGAGUUUGGUUCGUAUUGCCGCCAAUAAGUCAGACUUGUUUCCAGUGCAUGUUGGACUCCAGCAGGGCUGCCCUUGGUCACCAAUUCUGUUCAAUCUCAAAAAUUAAAGUAAAAUAAUAUAAUGUUUUUAUUACAUUUUUUAUUAAACAGUUUCAUGUCAAGGUUAUUUCACCUACUUUCAAGUCAAAAUAAAAUGAAAUGAAUAUAAAAAAAUAAUUAUUGACAAUCUAAAUUGUAAUGAAUCUUGUUGGGUUUUGUAACUAAUCUUAUUUCCAUUUCUUUCAAGGAAAGAUAUUUCCCAAAAAAAAAAAAAAAUGUUUACUUAAAUUGUUGAUUUAAAUUGUAAUGAACCAUUUUGAUGUCCAACCCAGAGUAAAACUGGAUUCGUUUUCACUCCUUUCAAGGCAAAAAUCACCAGAAAUGAAAUGAAAUAAAUUUAACACUAUCAAGCCGAAAUCUCCAAAUAAAUUAAUUCAUUAAUUAAAUAAAAAAAAUGUUCCCACUCAAAAUGUCAAGCUGAUUCAAUUUGUAAUUAAAAUAAUUUGUUUUACACAAACGCAUAAAAUAAACACAUAUCAUCAGUGCUCUCAGAUUUCUGGACCCCCUUUGAAGUCUCAUUAGAAAGCAGCAUUUCCAUUAGCAUGAUUGAAAUAAAGCAACUACAGAUAUAUACUAUAAGAUAGUACAUCUUUUACAAUCCUUCCUUUUAGACAGAAAAUCUGCUGACAAUACCUCACUGUUGCUGUUCAAAAUGGCAUGACAUCAUAACGACAUCAUAAUGUUUAUUCGUGUUGCCAAAAGCUCAAUGCUGAUCCUUUUUGGCCUUUGAUACUAACUGUGGUGAUCUUUAAAAAUGUGCUGUAGUGUGAGAAUAGUUAUACAAAUAGGCUAUUGUUUUAUAACCACUUUAUUUGAAAACAACAUGUUCCCAAUUUAUGGUUUAAAAAUGUAAAGCAGAAUCGUAUUAUAUUCCCCAGAUGUUUAUCAUGCAGUAAUUCCCUAAAGUAGAUUUAUUUUAUCAUUAGGAUUGUUAAAAAAACGUUCUUCAGAAAAACGAGAUGACUAGAUUUUAAAGACAUUUUUAUAUUCUAGAUACUAAAUAUGACAGAUACUGCAUGUCAUUGCUAAGUUUUAGCACUAAGCGAUCAAGAUUAUAACGAAGCAACAUCUUCACUGCCAUAUUUACUUGUUCAUACAAAUAUACGGUCACAUCCUACCAAAAUCAAUCAGAUAAAAAUGGCUCUUAUUAUCUAAAGAAGCAAACAAAUUUCUGUGUUAUCGCUUAUGUGGUACCUUCCUUUGCCCUGGUACUUUACUAAAGUGAUAUGCUCUACUGUUUUUUGUAUAGCUGUAUAGUUUCUUUUGUACAAUAUUUAGUAGAUUAUAUUCACAUGCAAUUAACCAUUUUUAUGCCAUGAGCUUGAUGUUCUGAAAAUAAAAGAAUGAUUUUUAGAUUUCUUUGUUUACAUGAGUUGAUAGUGUAGAGAGAGGGUUGUAUUAUGUUUAUGUGACAUGUAAUUACGUGCGCACACACACACACAUACUCUGAAAGUCUGACUAUGAACUGGAAUUGAGUGACUAUGGUUUGUUAAACUCACAGAUGGUCUAGUUCUUUAAAGACACUCUGACCUCACAAGUAGACUUUGACCAGUUUUCCAGACAUUUUGGAAAAUUCUCUGAACUUUUUGUUUGUUUUUGUUUUUUGAUGAAGACAUUUUCAAUGUUCAUGGUCCUCCUGUAUAUGAUGUUUUACUGUGUACUUUGCAAAAGCUGUGUAUUGUCCUGUAAUGCAUACUAAUAUAUUAUGAUUCUCAUAAAUGAACAUAUUUAAUGAUACAUGAA